Drosophila willistoni is the source of this 2785-nucleotide messenger RNA. Its product is annotated as dipeptidyl peptidase 4. The transcript is spliced from 12 exons. Gene Ontology annotation, molecular function: dipeptidyl-peptidase activity; serine-type peptidase activity. The record is from RefSeq and is a predicted model, not a curated record. Lineage: Eukaryota; Metazoa; Arthropoda; Insecta; Diptera; Drosophilidae. Bases 96 to 2666 code for a protein of 856 amino acids. Gene Ontology annotation, biological process: proteolysis.
AACAGCAGCUUCCAUUUUGAUACGCGUCCUUGCAAAUUUUUGACCUACUAGAAUCCUGUUUGUACAACAAAAAACGCGUGGUUUGCGGUUGAAUAAUGCAUGCGAAUGUGACAUCUGACCGUGGAGGUGGUGGUGGUUCUUGGAGGUUACCCCCGGACGAAACUUUGCAAGUGCAAGAUCCUAAACAAAAGGAUCAAGACUUGGAUCUUGAUGAAGGACACAAUUGGCGAAGUAUAAUCUUUUCGUUAUUAGUAAUUAGUUUUGUAAUUGCUGGUAUUAUAACAGCGAUAUAUUUGUUAGGAUAUGUCGAUGAACUUUUAUAUUGGUCUGGCCGUAGAAUGAUCUUAGAUGAAUACUUACAGGGGGAGUUAACCCCAACCAGAUUGCAGCCAUCGUGGGUAACUACGAAAAAAUAUGUAUUCCAAGCCGAUGACGGAGGUUUGGCCAUUUUGGAUACAACAACAAACUCAAUAAACAUAUUAGUAACUAAUCAUACGAUUCGUCAACUAAAUGUACAUGGCUAUCAAUGUUCACAUGAUUUAAAAUAUGUUCUUUUUAGGCAUAAUGUUAAGAAAAUAUUUCAGAAAUCUUUUACUGCGUUCUACACAAUCUAUGAUAUAGAAAAUGAUCAUCAUAUGCCAGUUAAGCUAAAGGAUUCAUACAAAGUUCAAAGAACGCGUCUACAAUAUGCAGCCUGGCUUGGAAAUUCCUCAUCAAUAAUUAUUGUUGCCGACAAUGAUAUAUUUUUAAGGCAAUCACCUUCAAUUGAAGAGGAUGUUCGAAUAACAGCAACAGGACAUGAAAAUAUUAUUUAUAAUGGUGUUCCUGACUGGCUGUAUCAGGAAGAAAUUUUCGAGAACCCAGAAGCUAUAUGGCCCUCUGCUGAUGGAACUCACUUUAUGUUUGCUCUGUUUAAUGAUACUCAUGUAGGUAUGAUGACGUACCCGUGGUUGUCAUCUGGAGCGAUAAUAGCUGGUAGUGGUAUGAGCUCAGGAAGUUCUUUUCCUGAAACAAAAAAUGUUCGUUAUCCUACUCCAGGCACUGCCAAUCCAGAAGUUCAGCUUUGGGUAGUAGACAUAUCCCAUUUGGCCUCGACACAGAAAAUUAAAUUAACGCCACCUCAAUCUAUAAUUGGGCAGGACUAUUACCUCACCUCUGCUGGAUGGGUAUCUGAUACCAAUCGUCAAGUAUCCGUGGUUUAUAUGGCACGAUCGCAAAAUUAUAGCGUGAUUGCAACAUGUUCUAAAGAUCAGAAUUGGACUUGUUCUGAAGUUCAUUCUGAACGUGCACCAGAGGAUGAGUGGCUAGAUAUAUUCUCACAUCCCAUAUUCUCAUCGGAUGGAAAUAGCUUCCUAUUGCUUGCAAGUGUUCAAGAAUCUGGUCAUGAUCAUUUUACGCAUAUAAAACAUAUUACUAUAACUCAACAAAGAAUUUCGGUGAUAUCUCAUGGCCGAUACGAGGUGUUAAAAAUACUUUGUUGGGAUACAGUAAACCAUAUUGUUUACUAUUUGGCAACACAAGAAAAAAAACCCGGCCAGAGACAUUUAUACACAGUCAAAGAUCCUAUACAUGACGAUACCAGAAAAAUUGAACCACAAUGUAUAACCUGCGAUUUAGGAGAAGCUCUUUGGAGUAGUCGAUAUUAUUAUGUAAAUUGUUCACAUUUUGACGCCUUUAUGACACCUUCCUUAGGUGUUGCAACAAAUUAUGCAAUAGAAUUCUAUAUUUUAGAAUGCCAAGGCCCAGGGCUACCUGUAUCAGGCGUACAUAUGCAUAAAACGCAUAGUCUAGUUAAAAUUUUAUAUGAUACACGGCCUUAUUACACAGAAAGGCUGCAAAAGCUCGCUUUACCUUUACAGAGAUCAUUCGAAAUUCCAUUGCCACAUGGUAGCCGAGCUCAAGUACAAUUACUUCUUCCCCCCAGUUGGAGAGAGGAGCUACGAGAUGCCGCAUUUCCUGUUGUUGUAGAAGUAAAUGGACGACCAGGUUCCGAGUCAGUUUCCGAAAAAUUUCGAAUCGAUUGGGGCACUUACAUGUCAUCACGUAAUGAUGUUAUUUAUAUUCGUUUGGAUGUAAGGGGUGCAAAAGGACAAAGCAGGAAAUCUCUAUAUCGUCAUUUGGGCGGAGUUGAAGUUCAAGAUCAGAUAUCUGUAUUAAGAUAUUUAUUGGAUACAAUAAGUUUUCUGGAUGAAACAAGAGUCGGUAUAUGGGGAUGGGGUUACGGAGGCUACGUUACAUCCAUGGUUCUAGGCACUCAGCAGGAUAUUUUCAAGUGUGGAGUUGCGAUUUCUCCUAUAGCAGAUUGGCUUUACUAUAAUUCAGCCUUUACUGAGCGAAUAUUAGGACUUCCAACCGAAAAUUAUAAAGGAUACGUCGAAGCGGAUGCAACUCAACGUGCUCGGCUAAUAAAAUCCAACUCUUUUUUUUUAAUUCACGGCUUAGCAGACUCAACUGCACCUUACGUACAUGGGGUUCAAUUAGCUAAAUCCUUAACCAACGCAAAUAUUUUAUAUAGAUAUCAGACAUAUGCAGAUGAGGAUCAUGACUUAAAUGGUGUACUCGAACACGUUUACUCAUCUAUGGAACAUUAUUUUGCGGAGUGCUUGAGCCUGGAUCCCGACGAUACAAAACCCGACUUAGAUCAGAAUUUGGUUCCAGCAGAAUAAUAUGUUUAAGUCAUUCAAAAAUGUAAAUAGUUUGCUUAAAGUGAUAAACAAAUGCAACAGAUUUGAAGGCGCUACAUUGGUUUAAUCAAAUAAAAGGAAUUACCCAUGGAAAUCUGAAA